AUGGCAAUCGAGUCUCGGCACCCUUCGCCCACGCCAGCGGGUGCGCAGCCAUUUUCCGACAAAGACGCCAAGCAACACCGUCCAAGAAUGUCGACUGAUAUGAGUGACGGAGAAAAGUCGCAGAGCGACAAUGUACCCGUUGACCCCCAGGGAAGACGACACCCAUCCAUGGCUCCCAGGCCAGAUGGAAAGCGCGAGCUGCGAGAAUGGGAGUGCUGGGAUAAGCUCGCAUACUCGUGGCCAAAGUGGAAAAAGGCAAUGUACCUGGCUUCCAUUGCUGGAAUCCAAAUCUCCAUGAACUUCAACACGUCAGUGUAUCCCAGUGCCGUCAACCCCGUUGCGGAGCACUUUGGAAUUAGCACGCAGGCCGCUCGAGUCGGACAGAUGAUUUAUCUCGUCUUCUACUCGUUUGGAUGCGAGCUGUGGGCACCGUGGAGCGAGGAGUUUGGACGAUGGCCGAUUCUGCAGCUGAGCAUGCUUCUCAUCAAUAUUUGGGAGAUUCCAUGCUCAGUGGCACCGAAUUUUGCUACCAUUAUCGUUUGUAGAGCUUUGGGCGGUCUCUCUACUGCUGGAGGCAGUGUCACACUUGGUCUUAUCGCGGACAUGUAUGAACCAGAAAACCAGCACUGGCCGUUGUGCUUCAUUGUGCUGUCGUCGACUAUCGGAACUAGCAUUGGAGGCGUCAUUGGCGGCCCAAUUGAGCGCUACCUUACAUGGCAAUGGAACUUUUGGAUCCAACUCAUCUUCGGCGUUGCAGUGCAGGCAGUCCACUUCUUCAUGCCCGAAAGCCGAGCCACGAUCCUCAUCGACCGCGAAGCAAAGCGCCGCCGCGAAACAGGCGAAGACGCCAACAUCUACGGCCCCAACGAGCUCAAGAAGCCCCGCAUCUCUCUCAAAGAAGCCGGCAAAAUCUGGCUCCGACCUUUUGAAAUGUUCAUCAGAGAACCCAUCGUGCUCCUUCUUUCCCUCCUCUCCGGCUUCUCCGACGCCCUCAUCUUCACCUUCCUCGAAGCCUUCAACGUCACCUUCCCCAACAACUUUGGCUUCGGCACCCUCCAGGUAGCCUGGGCAUUCAUCCCCAUCAACGCCUCCUACUUCUUCACCUACUUCCUCUACUGGCCCUGGUUCUGGCGCGACGACCAUCUCCGCAAGAAAAACGGCCCGGACUGGAUGACUCCCGAGCGCCGUCUCAAGCCACUGCUGCUACUCGCCCUCUUCGAACCCAUCGGCCUCUUUGGCUUCGCCUGGACUUGCAUGGGCCCGCCCCAAACCCACUGGAUCGCCCCAAUGAUCUUCUCCUUCCUCGUCGGCCUCGCAAACUUUGCAAUCUACUACUCCUCGGUCGACUACAUGAUUGCCGCUUACGGCCCUUAUUCUGCCUCUGCUACUGGCGGCAACGCAUUUGCGCGCGACUUCCUCGCUGGUAUCUCGGCAAUGUAUGCAACACCGCUGUAUCAUAACCUGGCGGAUUCGUCGCCGCAGAAAUCGCAGUAUGCGACUACGCUACUGGCGUGCCUGUCGUGCUUGAUUGUCGUGCCCAUUUACGUCUUCUACUGGAAGGGACCGCAGAUUCGCAAGGCGAGUAAGUUUGCGUCCAUUUUGGCAGAGGAUAGAAAGGCCGAGGGGGUGAGGAGGUUGAGUAAGGCUGAUAAUUUGCCUGCUUGA
This is a messenger RNA of Bipolaris maydis ATCC 48331, 1665 nucleotides long. RefSeq names its product major facilitator superfamily domain-containing protein. Gene Ontology annotation, biological process: transmembrane transport. Gene Ontology annotation, molecular function: transmembrane transporter activity. Lineage: Eukaryota; Fungi; Ascomycota; Dothideomycetes; Pleosporales; Pleosporaceae. Gene Ontology annotation, cellular component: plasma membrane. The record is from RefSeq and is a predicted model, not a curated record.